ACAAUCGAAUCGAGCCGCUCGGUAUGCCAGUGUUCACCGGAGCAGGCGACUUCAUUUCCUCAUUUGGACGAUUUUCUCAAUAGUGUUUCGGUGGAACUCGAGCUUGAUUACGCUCACAAGAAUAAGUUUGCCCUUUCAAUCGUUCCGCAAAACGGAGGCUCGGGAUGACCAACAUUUCGGGGACCGAUUCGACCGUUCUUACGGGCCAUUUAACCUCAAAAUCGGAUUUUUCAGUUUGGCUCGUGGAAGAUUCGUUAUCUACCGACGGGUUGUAAAGAACGAGCGUUUGGUAGUCAGUCUCCUCGUGCAUGACAAAUUAACACCAUCUCGUUAAGAGCGAAAAACAUAUAUGGACAACGUUACAUCGUGACCAUUUUUUUACGACGAGUUUCAUGGCAAAAGCAUGGUCGAGCGAACCCUCUGAAAAAAUGCUUGAUCGACCCAGUUUUUCGCUACAGAGAUACGAGCUACUCACGGCAGAAAAGGCACACUGGGAAAAAACGUUAUUGAGAUCGUUCCUUCGAUUUAGAUGGAAAAUGCGGAAUUUCAGCCUCUUCUCGCCCCCUCGUCCUGCGUCCCGGGGGCUGAGACUUUUUUCUAAAAUUCAAGGUGUGCGUCGAGCGAGCGUACACCAUUGAUAAACGAAGGCGAUGCUUCUGGGUCGAGUUCCAACGAGAAGACCUCCCCAAUACCAUCAAUUUUAAUUGAACGAAGCUAUUUUCUCUCCCAGCGGUUUGCAUAGUCAGCGUGCGGCUUCGGCGAACAGAAAAAUUGAACGAUUUCGAGAUAAAUUUCGAUGAAAAACGUCGAACAAUUAUUAUUGAUCACGCGGACAAAAUAAUGGAAACUGAAAGAAAAGUUCUGUGGAGAUGAACGACAGAAACGAGAAUUGGGAGAGAAACCGACGGUUUUCAGAUUAUUCGUUUCUUCAGAGCGACUCACCGAGGGAAACUCGAACGUGUUUGCUCGCCUAUGCUGCUCUUUGCUCCACUAUAUUCCUUUUGUCACAAUGCCGCAAGCCUCGUUUGUGCUGCACAGAAGAAAGCUGCGUCGACAAUCGUGUAGGCGAUUCAAAAAAAUGAGAUUUAUCGAAGAAUCUGUAGUGAAAGGCGGCGCGCGCGCGCGACCGUUGGGCACAACCGCGAGCGAAAUCUCGUCUGGCCAUCGCUUUUCGGACAGCUCGGACACGCCAUUAUUUCGAGGCGUCAAAUUUAUUCGCAUUAUCGAUGAGCUCGCAUAUAAAAUAAUAAAUGGAGGUAUUAGUAUGUGGAAGGGCGGGGGAUCGGGACAUAAAAUUGGAAAGUGGGCGUGAAACGUGAUCAUUAGGUCGCGAAAGCUCAUCGGGAAUGGCGAGCGAAGAAGUGCGAAAAAGCAACGUCGUAAUUUUCGUCGUUUCGGUCUUAGUGUGGCCAGUGCUCGUUCAACGCUCCACCGCAAUCGUGUUGUCCUCGCGGCUCGGGAGAAAAACGGUUCCUCGUUUGGAGGAUCGCUCAAGCGGUUUCUUCCGGUCGACGAUCCUCCGAUAUUCGGGGGAAAUCGGGAGCCAGCCUCCGACCGUUCAUCUCAUCGUUCAGGCGGCCUCGCUCUCGGCGACUAAUUACGGGGCUGAAGUCGUCGAGAGAUACUCCGAACUGGGCAUCCCCGUCGUCCUCUUAAGGUACAACAAACAAUCGAAAAAAAGGCCGAGCAGCAUCUUCGAUCGAGACUGCCGGACGUGCUUGAAGCUCCGGCACGUGAUCGGGAUUUUCGAGAAUCCGGAGGCCGUCAGACCCGAAGAGUGGAAAAUCGCUUACAGCGGGAUCUGGAACCCGGGAGCCUUCGUCGCGAUAUUUUUCAGUGAGAAAUCGUUCGGUCGGAAGAGCGUCGACGAAACGUUGGCGAGCUUCUGGAGCGUCGAUUGCUCGAACGUUGUCUUCGUCCUCGCGAAUCACAAGAAAAGCACGAUUUUCAGCUACGAUCCUUUCGUCCCCGAGUCCGAAGGCUCCGGAGAACGGUCGAACGCGACGGGAUCGGUGUACGUGGUGAACCCCGAAGAUUCGUUGUUCCCGGAGAAGCUGAGAGACCUCCGGGGUUACGGGAUCGGUACGUCGAUCUACGGGCACGGUCCCCACACGAAUUUGCAAUCGAAUAAAUCCGUUUUGGAAGGCGCGACGGGAGUGGACGUCGAGAUUUUCCGCUACGCCGCGGAGCGUUUGAACUUCUCGGGCCGUUUCGUUACGAGCGACGAGGACGCGGCGAGUCACCUGGUUCAGCUCCCGUGCGGCAGGACGGUCGGCCCGAUCGGAGACAUUUUGACCGACGCGUCCGAGUACCUCGCGAACGGCCAGUUUUUGGAAAUAAUCCAACUGUACAAUCACAGCCUCGAGUUUUUGUAUCCUCGAUGGAGAUUGCGUACGGUGGUUCUGGUGCGGAGGGAGUCGCCGUUGCCGGCUCUGAUCCGGUGGAUCAGGCCGAGCGGGAGCGAAGAAUCCAUCAGAGCUCAACGCCUCGUCGUCUUCCUCGGCGGUUCUGUCGGUCUCGCGGCGCUCAUAGUUUAUCUGCGCUUGUUAAAAAAGCGGAGCAGAGGCGAAACCCUCCUGGCGAUAAUCGGGCUCGGGAUUUUCCAGCGUUUCCCUAAAAUCGGGAAACUCGUUUCCGAGCGAAUAUUUUGCAUCGCUUGGGUUCUAUCGAUCUUCGUCUUGUCGACUGUUUAUCAGGGAAAUCUCGUGAACGAUCUAACCUCGCCGCCGGUUUACGAAGACAUCAAUGCCCUCGGGGAUCUGGUAGAUCGCGUUAAAACUCUGAGGCUUAUGAUAAGACCGUACGAGCGUAGGAUUCUCGAGCACCGCGCGACUCCGCCCAGAGAAGACCCGAUCGGGCAAGAGCUUUUCGAGCACUCUCACGUCCUCUUGAACUUCUCCGCGUGCCUCGAUUUCAUGAAGAAAUCGCCGAACGUCGCGUGCUCCAUCGACGAGAGUUACGGCAAGUACAGGCUCGGCCAAAUGCGUCGUUACGAAUUGAUUCUCCAAAAGGACCCUGAGGCUCGCGUGCCCGGAUUGCCUCUCGGUUACGUCCUCCCCCCGAUCCACAUACUCGACGAGGGCCUCGUCGCUUUUUGGAGAACUUACUUCGUCAGACGGGGCUUUCCUUAUCUGCGUGUCAUUGACGACGCGAUUGCUAGAGCUGUGGAAUUCGGACUGACGGAAAAGUGGUUCAGGGACGACCGGGAAUCGGGCUUCAGGGAGCCCGAGUUGAGCUCCCAGCCUCAGCCCCUCGGACUCAUUCACAUGGACUACACUUUCGGGAUUCUACUCUUCGGCCUCUCGCUCGCUUCUCUCGUAUUCUUCGCCGAAAUCGCAAUCGCCCGCAUUCGACAAGAAUCCUGAUUUAUAUGCGUUCUCGCAUAUAAAUCGACGCCCCUCAACAUGCUGCCAAUAAGAAUUGCACUCGCAAAACGCGGAGAGAACACCGCUGGCUGCUGCAUGGGAUAUGCUGGGACAUGUUCGCGGGAUGAAACUUGGGUCGAUAGAGCUACGAGCACGCGUGGGAGCCUCACCCUUCGAAUCUACGCGUGUUUUUCCAAAGAGAUCCAACCCAGCUUCCUCCUCAUCCGUUUCCUGCGAUCUACUCCUCUCUCUCUCUCUCUCUCUCGCUCUUCCUUCGCUCCUCCGCUUCCUCCCUCUUCCCUUCUUUUCCCUGCUCUCGUUCGCUCUUCUGUUUAUAUGCCCCUUGGCUUAUUCAACCGCUAUACGCACCCGAGACCGAUUGAUCGCGUUCACGAUUGCACGAAUCUCGUUGAUCGUCGAUGCCUUUGCCGCGGGGGUGGGGGGAGCGAGCGAAAAAGCUCUUCGCGUAUAUAGAGAAUACGCGAAUCCUGGGAAUGUCCCGGGUCCGGCUGCUGCCACUGGAGCUGCUUCACGUUACACCCACGUCAGAUAUUUCGACAAAGGUCAUAGGUUACUGGGUCGCUCUCAUUACCGAAUUUUUACGAUUGUAUUUUUGAAAGUUGGCAAACUUUCUUAUGUUCGUUUUAUUAAGCUUAAUUGUAGCGAGCUCGAGGCCUGUCGAUGAUUAAUAAAACGCACGAAAGCCGAACAA
Messenger RNA from Venturia canescens, 4077 nucleotides. RefSeq names its product Ionotropic receptor 68b. Bases 1347 to 3365 code for a protein of 672 amino acids. The record is from RefSeq and is a predicted model, not a curated record. The transcript has 4 exons. NCBI's taxonomy places the organism in Eukaryota, Metazoa, Arthropoda, Insecta, Hymenoptera, Ichneumonidae.